Molecule: messenger RNA, 615 nt
Organism: Xyrauchen texanus (razorback sucker)
Lineage: Eukaryota; Metazoa; Chordata; Actinopteri; Cypriniformes; Catostomidae
Product: plasma membrane ascorbate-dependent reductase CYBRD1
Cellular component (GO): lysosomal membrane
Molecular function (GO): oxidoreductase activity
Source: RefSeq, a predicted model, not a curated record
AUGGCUGAGGCAGGUUGCGACUGGAAUUACGAGAUGGUCACCGCCUUCUCCAUCACUGCUGCUCAUGACACAGUUGUGGUGUACAGACUGCCAUGGACUUGGAAGUGCAGUAAGCAGAUGAUGAAGUUCAUCCACGCAGGGCUGAAUGCUCUUGCAUUCAUCCUGGUGGUCAUUUCUGUGGUGGCUGUGUUUGAUUUUCACAAUGCAAAAAAUAUUCCCAACAUGUACAGCCUGCACAGCUGGGUGGGUCUGAACACUGUCUUACUCAACCCAGUACAGAUAGUUAUGGUUGUCGCUGUCUAUUUGAGACCUAUGGCUCCAGUGUACGUGCCUGCUGCUCUAAUGCCUGUACACAGCUACAGUGGCCUGUUCAUCUUCACCAGUGUGAUCACAGAAAAACUCAAAUUUGCACUGUAAGAGUUUGUUUCGUUUGCCAAAUGUAUAAAUGUAAAUAAGGACUCUCCAUCAGAGGUCGUUCUGGUUAAUGGUCUUGGGCUACUCAUUGCUGCGUUUGGUGCUCUUGUUGUUUGGAUUUCCACCCCAUCUUGGAAGAGGCCAAGGGAACAAAUUCCACUGAGACACGCAGUCGCAAUGGAAACAGAAGAGUCUGGAUGA